GCCAAAGUGCGCACACACGCAGCUGAGCAACAAAGUGCGCCUGUGCUGGGAGGGAUGACUGAACAUGACACAGUCGGUCCUCACUGAGCCUCACACAGCCUCAGAGUUCGGAUGUAGGGACCGUAUUCACGAUCCUGUCUGGAUUUAGGGGACAACAUGCGGAGUCCAGAGCUGGCAGUGGGGCUGAGCCGAGUCGUGGUUGUGCAGCAAUGAGCGGGUUACGGAUCGACGCAGACAAAAAUGCCCGGAGUUACCGAGUCCGUGCGCAGAUCUUCUGACUGGGAAACUUGUUUGUCGGUUGUUUUGAUCUGAGGCAAGAUGCAUCUUUUUCGGAGUCACAAUUACCAAGUGUUCCCGGACCGGUACUCAUGGGAGACGCCGACCAUACGGGGCAUCAGCUGGACUCCACUGCCAGAGGCCCUGAAUUCAAAGGACACUAUGAAGCAGUUUCUUUCAGAUCGUGUUGUGAAGGCAGCAAGAUCAGUAUACAGUGUCAUGAUCGAGAAGAACCCUGGUCUGAUCCGAGACAGAAAGUAUCACCUCAAAACAUACAGACAGUGUUGCUCUGGUAAGGAACUCGUUGACUGGUUGAUGAAACAAAACGAAUGUCUCCAAUCCAGAAGUCAGGCAGUUGGAAUGUGGCAGGUCUUGGUGGAUGAAGGAAUCCUUGUUCAUGUGAAACAUGAGCUGAACUUCCAUGACAAAGACACCCAGUUCUACCGCUUCCAGAACUCUGAGUUUGGCCUGAACCACAUAACGAACGAGAGGGAGUCAGAGGACGAGCUCCAGGAGGGUUUAUCACUGCUGUCUCAGCUGGGUCCUGAUGCUCUGCUCACGAUGAUUCUACGCAAAUGCCCCAGUCAGAGGAGUGCUGAGGACCUGGAGGUCAUCUAUGAGGAGCUUCUCCACGUCAAAGCUGCUGCUCACCUCUCCACCUCUGUGCGUAAGGAGCUGGCAGCAGUGCUGGUCUUUGAAUCACAUGCCAAGGCCGGAACAGUCUUGUUCAGUCAGGGGGAUAAAGGAACCUCCUGGUACAUCAUCUGGAAAGGCUCUGUAAAUGUGAUCACACAUGGAAAGGGUCUGGUGACAACACUGCAUGAGGGUGAGGACUUUGGGCAGCUUGCUUUGCUGAAUGAUGCACCUCGUGCAGCCACCAUCAUCUUGAGGGAAGACAACUGCCAUUUUCUCCGUGUUGAUAAACAGGACUUCAUCCGGAUCCUCAAGGAUGUAGAGGCUAACACAGUGCGACUGGAGGAACAUGGGAAGACUGUGCUGGUGCUGGAGAAGAGCGCAGACUCGGCCUGUCAGGGAGGAGCAGGAAACAACAGCAAGUACACAGUUAUGUCUGGAACACCUGAGAAAAUCCUGGAACACCUACUGGAAACAAUAAAGCUGGACUCAAAUGGAAAUGAUGCUAUAGACUCCUGUGUGACUGACUUUCUGCUCACCCACAAAGUCUCCAUGCCCUCCAGCCAGCUGUGUCCGGCACUACAGCACCACUAUCGGGCAGAGCUCUCUGAAGGCUCAGAGCAGGAGAAGGCUGCCUACAUCCUAAACAUCAAGCAGAAAGUAGUGAAGCUGAUUGGCCAGUGGGUGGCACUGUUUGGCCUUCUGCUGAAAGAAGACCCUAUUGCUUUAGACUUUCUGGAGAGGCUAAAGAAGGAGGUGGCAGCUGAUUACCGUCUGUCCAGCGUCCUGAAGGAACAAUUCAGGGAAAGGAGGAGAACAAAAGUGUUGGAAAAUGGAUAUCAAUCAAUGAGCAGGAACCAGCCGUUUGAUUGGUUUGCAAACUGUGAGGAACCAGUUGGGAGGUUACAGCCAAUCAGAGCUCAGGAUAAAGUGUUGUAUGAGAUCUUCAGACCAGACAACAAACCUCUCACUCUGAUGCUCCCGGUGAACAUGUCUGUGGAGGAUGUAAUGGCAGCAAUCGUCAAACCUGGUGGUGAUCACGUCCUGGUCAAAAUGAACUCCGCAGGAGAAAGAGCUCAGUUAAAGCUGGAUGCUGCCGCCGUCUACACCGCUCUGGGACUCAACGAGAGACUUUUCAUCUGCACAAGCAGCCAAGUGGAACAACUGGUGCCACUGAAGGAGCAGCAGGGCCCAGAGCGAGGAACCACUGACAUCCUCGAGCAGAUGAGCUCUAAAGACCUCGCCAAUGAACUCACUAAAUAUGACUGGGAACUGUUCACUGCCAUGCAUGAGGUGGAGCUGGUCUACUACAUAUUUGGGCGUCAUAAAUUCCCAGGCGCCAUCACGGCUAACCUGGAGAGGUUUGUGCGUCGCUUCAAUGAGGUGCAGUACUGGGUGGUGACUGAGCUGUGCCUCUGUGAAGACCUUGUGAAACGGGCCAUUCUGCUCAAGAAGUUCAUCAAGAUCGCUUCAGUAUUAAAGGAGCAGAAGAAUCUCAAUUCAUUUUUCGCGGUGAUGUUUGGGUUAAGCAACAGUGCAGUGCAGAGGCUUUACAAGACCUGGGAGAGAAUUCCCAGCAAGACAAAAAGAAUUUACUGUGCUUACGAGAGAUUGAUGGAUCCCUCACGCAACCACAGAGCCUACAGACUGGCUGUGGCUAAACUCGGUCCUCCGUACAUCCCCUUCAUGCCUCUCUUGCUUAAAGACAUGACGUUCAUCCAUGAAGGAAACCCAAACUAUGUAGACAAACUGGUCAACUUUGACAAAAUGCGAAUGCUCGCGAAGACAGUGAAAAUUGUACGUGGAUGCAGAAGCCAACCUUAUGUGCCUUCAUCUCCACAGAGGGGUCUGGCUGAUCGGAUGUUUCUGGAAGGGCCUUCUACUCGCAUAUCAACGUACUCCGACCACGCUCUUCCUCUGCGGAGUCCCAGCAACAUCCGACACUACAUUCAAAACCUGAAGGUGAUGGACAACCAGCGCAAGCUAACGCAGCUAUCAAGAACAAUCGAAUGCUAGGACGUCGACCUGCAACUGUACAAAGACUGCGAAACUGUAGCAAAAUUGGAACCAGAGAAGAGACUGUAGCAGGCCACACUGGCCUGAAUAAGAUGAGCUUCUGGAAGAGUUGAAUGUUGUGGAAAUGUACUGUUAUUGAAGGAGCUCAGACAUUCACAGAGAUUAUUUCUGCGCAGCACGGUACUGUGAGUGAAGAUGUGCAGUGGGCACGGUAAUGACCUCCAGCGCUAAUCCACAGAAUUUGACUCUGUGUCCACAAAUUCAUUGGACAAUUUUUAUACAACAAGCCUUACGUCGCACUGGUAUGGAUACACUUGUAAGGAUCCUCUCAGAAGGGCAAUGUUACAACAUGUACAGUAUUGUUCUUUAAUGUCAAAAUUCAUCAUAUAUUUGGGUCAUUCAUCUCAGUUCAUUACAUUUUCAGAACAAUUUCUGCUCAACCUUCUCUGAUUUGCCUGAAAUUCUAAUAGCAGAAAAUAUAUAUAUUUAUAAAAGUACUUGUAACAUUUUAGCCUGAUAUAGCAAAUAUUUUUCAAAACAAAAUUUUUAAAUUGCCUAUUGUUCCACUUCUGGCACAUUUUCUGUGCAUUUUUUGUUAUUUCUCAUUAUGUCACAGAUGACAUUCAGACAUUGAGUAGGUCAAAUAGUGAUUACAGAUGAUUUCAAAUAUGUAAAAAAUGUAACCCCUCAUGAAACAUCUGAUCUUUCAGCAAACAUUAACAAAAAAGUGACCAUGCAGAAGUCUGCUAGUGAUAUUUUCUACACCAGAUGUCGUUGCAUGUCACAAUACGAUAAGAAAAAGCAUAUGGAAUACUGUUUAAUAUGAAACACUUGGUCACAAAAAUGAAGUUAUUUUCUUUGAAUUUUCAUAACUGAUUGAGCAGGGAUGGCAAGUUGUAUCACAAAAGCACAAAAUAUUUUGGUAGUUAGCCUGAUCCAAGUAGAACAGAGUUCUGGAGUUUCAAAAUCCAUCCCUCCAUCCAUUAUCUACAGGCUCAAGUGUAUUCCAGCUGACUUAGGUGCGAAGGCAGGGGACACCCUGGACAGGUCGCCCGUCUAUCUAUGAUUUAGAAUCAUCAACUAACCUCAGCAUGACUUUAGACUGUGGGAGGAAGAUGGAGUACCUGGUGAAAACGCACUGCACAGGGAGAACAUGCAAACUCCACACAAACCGGGGAGUUUCAGAAUGGUUCUUCAAAUAUAAAUGAGAAAAUGUUGUUUUUAAAUACAAGCACAUAAGCAAUUAAUUUUCAGUCACUUUGAACAUCACAUAUUCAGCUCAGUGCAUUGAUUCUUAGAAUAAAACAUGCUGAAGGGGGGUUUUAAAAAGAAACUUAUUUCGGAAAGUACUUGAUACAUCGGUCUAAAAUUUACAGAUACCAUUUAAGUUCUGUUUCAUAGUUUAGGAUUUUUAAAAAGGUUUCAAGCAAAUCAGAUAGUCGAGAGUGACUGUGAUGAUAUGAGAUGAAAAAUGACUCAUUACAUUUCGUAUACACUUCUGUCUGUGGAAGACUCACACCAGUGAUUCCAAAAAAGGGCCAUAAGAACACAUAUUACACAUCUGUGCCACAACUUAUCACUUUAGGUCAGUUUAUCGUGCACUAGUGUUUCACAAUAAAACUAAUAUAUUGUAUCAGAUCAUUUUUGGUGGCAAGGUCACUGACUGACAUGCAUAUAAUUUCAUACAACGUUGUUUUCUAAAUAAAUUAUUUUCCCAGUUA
Molecule: messenger RNA, 4646 nt
Organism: Acanthochromis polyacanthus (spiny chromis)
Lineage: Eukaryota; Metazoa; Chordata; Actinopteri; Pomacentridae
Gene: rapgef3
Product: Rap guanine nucleotide exchange factor (GEF) 3
Exons: 27
Coding region: 319-2925 (868 amino acids)
Biological process (GO): Ras protein signal transduction; positive regulation of GTPase activity
Cellular component (GO): plasma membrane
Molecular function (GO): guanyl-nucleotide exchange factor activity
Source: RefSeq, a predicted model, not a curated record